Molecule: messenger RNA, 1839 nt
Organism: Trypanosoma rangeli
Lineage: Eukaryota; Euglenozoa; Kinetoplastea; Trypanosomatida; Trypanosomatidae
Exons: 1
Coding region: 1-1839 (612 amino acids)
Source: RefSeq, a predicted model, not a curated record
AUGUCGGACCAACGGCAGCAGCAGCGCCCCGCCGCUGCCACCAUUGCAACUACCAUAAUGGCAGCUGCCAGCAGGGCUGAGGCAGCGGCGGAGGACAACUUUGCUGCGAUGCGCCACGCCGCGAUGUCAAUGUUUAAGCAACGCACAAAGGACCUGACAAUGGUGUCGGCGUUGACCGCGGAAGCUGAAGAGGUGGAGAAGCUCAACUGCAAGGUGCAGACGACCAUCAGCAGGCUGCAGGAGCAGAAGGCAGUACUGGAGGCGAGGAUUGAAACGGAGGAGCACCGUGUUAAAGAACGUGAGGAGCAGCUGCGAGAGAUUCACGUUAUGCUCGCCCAAAUGAAGGAGGAUCAGGGCAUCUUUGCUGGCGUACGGCGUUCCUCUGAGAAAAUCGCCGCGACACUUUAUGAGUUUGUCACGCAGUACACGGCCAAGAGUGGCGACGUUGUGCGUCUCCUGGAGCGGUGCCAUGAACAGACCCAAGGGCGGGCCCCAAAUGAAUGGCGUACAGCAACGAAUGACCUUCGAAGGCGGCAAUCCGUCCUCGACGAGCGCAUCAAACACAUUGAGAAGCAGCAUGUAAUUCCUGUUGGCUUUGAAGAUAUGCUUCUGGAGUGGUCACGCGGAGUGUGGAGACAGCAGCCGGAGUGUGCGACGGCUCUCCAUUUGUGUGAGCAGCUGCUUCGUCAUGACGCUUCAGGUGCAGUUCGUGCACUACUCAUACCACCUCCUGUCUACGGUGUCACUAAUGUGGAGGAGGAGGAGGAGGUAUGUGAGGUUUACGCGAGCGCCUGCAUGGAUGAACUUGACGCCUGUGUCAGUCUGGGGGAAACCAUAGAGGGCGAAGGUGAAAAGGUGGGUCUUUGCUGUGCCAUUGUUCCACAUGAACAGGUGGAUAUGAUGCGGUCACGCUGGUUCACGGUGUGUCGGACACACGUCUCCCUGCGAGAAGCGGCUGCGGCAUCAAGGAACCUCUCCGCAAGCCUGGAAGAGCAGCUUGCGUUGGUACAACUCCUCUCGGAGCGUGUUGGCGUCCUCGAUGCACGCAUUGUGGACGCCCAUACCAACCUGCAACAGGAAUCCAUUGCAGUACAGAGAGAAACGUCCAUGCACGAGAGUUUGCUCUCCGCCUGGCAAAAGUCGUUGCAAACAGCGCUUGUACACAUGCAGUGUGAGGCCACCUACCGCUCUUCCGUGGAAACCAAAGAUGGUGAAGUGGCGAGGCAAGAGGUUGAGCUGGCGGCCAAAACGGCGGAGAUGGAGGCACAGUGGACGACGCUUCACACGCAGGCAACGCAGAUGUACACCGCACUGCUAGUGGAAGAGCAGCAGAAGGCAGAGGCGCUGUGUCGCCUAAAGAUGGCUACAGAUACGCAAACAGAACAGGAAGCGCGACUGGAUGCACUUCGCGAGCUAUGUUUGAGGGCCGAAGCCGACUUGCGGCAGGAAUGCGACGAAGUGGAUCGAUGCGCCCUCUCCAUGGCGAAUAAUACUUCGCAGGGGAUGCCGUUGGAGCCGUCGGCACUAAGCAUUGGAAAGGACGACAUCGAAGACGCGAAAGAAGCUGAUACUCGAGCCUGUGCCGUAAACGACCUUCUUAGGCAACUCCUGCAGUGUCAACCGCAGAAGAAGAGAAAGGCGGAAGAACAUGACGGAGGGCUUCCUGAGGACGUUGCGUUCACCUCAUUGAUGACAUCAACCGGCUUGGAAGCGGACCUCUUGCGACGGGCCAUCAAUUCUCUUGCUGACCUCCAGCAGGAGGUGGAUCAUGAACUGGCGGCCCACCUCAGAUGGAAGCAGGAGACAGAUGAUGAGCUGCUUACGCUGGCCGCUGAGUGA